GUGUGUGGCUGAGACUUUGCGUACACUUUUUUUCACGAGCCAACGGAACUUUCGUCCACUGAAAAAUUGAAAAAAAUAUUUGGACUAGCCUCGAAUAAACGUGUUAAAAGUUCAGUUUUAUGUUAAGAAAAACCGUAACCCAUUCAAUUAGAAAGAUGUCUUACAAAUUAGUAGCCUUAGGUAAUCCAUUGUUGGAUUUACAAGUCAAUGUCGAUGCUGAAUACUUGAAAAAGUAUGAUUUAAAGGAAAAUGAUGCUAUUUUAGCUGAUGAAAAGCAUUUACCAAUUUAUGAAGAAAUUUUAAAUAAAUCUGGUUUAAAUUUACUUGCUGGUGGUGCUGCUCAAAAUACUGCUAGAGGUGCUCAAUAUAUUUUACCAGCUAAUUCUGUUGUUUAUUUUGGAUCUGUUGGUAAAGAUGUUUAUGCUGAAAAAUUAACUGAAGCUAAUAAUAAAUAUGGUUUAAGAACUGAAUAUCAAAUUCAAGAUGAUAUUGCUACUGGUAAAUGUGCUGCAUUGAUUAAUGGACCUCAUAGAUCUUUAGUUACUGAUUUAGCUGCUGCUAAUCAUUUUAAAGCUUCUCAUUUAGAUUUACCAGAAAACUGGAAAUUAGUUGAAGGAGCUUCUCAUUAUUAUAUUGGUGGUUUCCAUUUAACUGUAUCUCCUGAAGCUAUUGCUAAAUUAGGUAAACAUGCUGCUGAAAAUAAUAAAGUUUUCGCUUUAAACUUUUCUGCUCCAUUCAUUGCUGAAUUCUUUAAAGAUCCUUUAGACGCUUCUUUACCAUAUGUUGAUUAUGUUAUUGCCAAUGAAUCUGAAGCUGAAGCUUAUGCUAAAUCUCAUAACUUAGAUGUUGAUCCAAAGGAUGUUGUUGCAAUUGCUAAGGAAGUUGCUAAAUUACCAAAGGUUAAUACUAAAAGAGCUAGAACUGUAGUUUUCACUCAAGGUACUCAACCAACUGUUACUGUUACUUAUAAUGCUGAAACUAAAGACUUUGAAGUCAAUGAAUACAAAGUUAGAGAAUUACCAACUGAUAAAGUUGUUGAUACCAAUGGUGCUGGUGAUGCCUUUGCUGCUGGAUUUAUUGCCGGACUUGUUGAAGGUAAGACUGUUUCUCAAUCAGUUGAUCAAGGUCAAUGGGCUGCUGCCUUAUCUAUUCAAGAAGUUGGUCCAUCAUUCCCAUUCCCAAAGCAAGCUUAUACUGCCUAAGUACAAAUAUCCUUUGAGAUUUGAUAUCCCUAUGAUACUAGUACUUGUUUUUAUUCCUUAUUUCUUUUUUUUUCCUUAAUUCAUUCAUUCAACAUGGUUCACAAAAUACAAAUUUGCUAUUUUUAUUUCUUUAUCGCUACUUUUGGUUACUUAGACACGGGGAUUAUCGGGCAUCUUUUAACUUAUAAACAAGUUAAUCAACUAUAUACACUCAUAAUUACAUAGACUGCAAAAAUUCAACAUUUUGCUAUAUAUUUCUUCUCAAUUAGAUCACUAAUUAUAUGGAUUUAAUUGAGCAAUAAUUGUAGUAAGCGUACGCUGGUACAUUGGGCAUACCUUUAGUUAGCGUACGCUGUCGGCUUGUAAAAAAAUAAAAAAAAAAAUAAAGUCGUCGAGAUGGGCCGAGAUGCUGAAAAAUUAUUUGCAACUUUAUAGGUGGAAAGGUAGG
This is a messenger RNA of Scheffersomyces amazonensis, 1650 nucleotides long. It is a transcript of the gene ADO1, whose product is annotated as adenosine kinase. The coding region runs from base 120 to 1202 and encodes 360 amino acids. Lineage: Eukaryota; Fungi; Ascomycota; Pichiomycetes; Serinales; Debaryomycetaceae. The transcript has a single exon. Gene Ontology annotation, cellular component: nucleus; cytosol. Gene Ontology annotation, biological process: purine nucleobase metabolic process; purine ribonucleoside salvage. Gene Ontology annotation, molecular function: adenosine kinase activity. The record is from RefSeq and is a predicted model, not a curated record.